Cryptotermes secundus is the source of this 1985-nucleotide messenger RNA. Its product is annotated as cytoplasmic aconitate hydratase. Gene Ontology annotation, molecular function: 4 iron, 4 sulfur cluster binding; aconitate hydratase activity. NCBI's taxonomy places the organism in Eukaryota, Metazoa, Arthropoda, Insecta, Blattodea, Kalotermitidae. The annotation marks the transcript as partial. Gene Ontology annotation, biological process: citrate metabolic process; tricarboxylic acid cycle. Gene Ontology annotation, cellular component: cytosol; mitochondrion. The transcript is spliced from 10 exons. The record is from RefSeq and is a predicted model, not a curated record.
AUUGGUUUCAAGGGAUUUGGUUUACCAGAAAAUAAACUCGAUUCAUCGGCUCCUUUCAUUUAUGAGGGUUCCGAGUAUGUGUUGCAUCAUGGUUCAGUGGUUAUUGCGGCCAUUACGUCAUGCACCAACACAAGCAACCCAAGUGUCAUGCUUGGAGCAGGACUUCUUGCAAAGAAAGCUGUGGAGGCUGGACUGUCCGUGCUGCCUUACAUCAAGACGAGUCUGUCGCCAGGCUCGGGUGUUGUCACGUACUAUUUGAAGGAAAGUGGUGUCAUCCCUUACCUCACAGCAUUGGGCUUUGAUAUUGUUGGUUAUGGAUGCAUGACUUGUAUAGGAAACAGUGGCCCACUGCCAGAAACUGUGGUUGAAGCCAUUGAAAAGCAUGACCUUGUGUGUUGUGGUGUUCUUUCUGGGAAUCGUAACUUUGAAGGCCGCAUCCAUCCCAAUACUCGAGCAAAUUACCUUGCUUCACCCCUGCUUGUCAUAGCUUAUGCCAUUGCUGGACGGGUGGAUAUCGACUUUCAAAAGGAACCGCUGGGUCACAAUGCUGAUGGGAAACCUGUGUACCUCCAUGAAGUGUGGCCACUACGUUGUGAGAUUCGUGAUAUAGAACAGCAGUAUGUUAUCCCUGCAAUGUUCCGUGAAGUGUAUGCUAAGAUUGAAACAGGGAGCCCGAACUGGGCACAGCUGAAAGCACCUGAAGGCAAGCUGUACCCGUGGGAUCCAUCAUCUACCUAUAUUAAGAAUCCACCCUUUUUUGAAGGCAUGACAAAGGAAUUACCGGCUAUUGAAGCAAUUGAAGAAGCUAGAGUGUUAUUGUAUUUGGGUGAUUCUGUCACAACUGAUCACAUAUCCCCAGCUGGCAGCAUUGCCCGCAACAGUCCGGCUGCUCGAUAUCUCGCAGCAAGAGGGUUGACUCCCCGUGAAUUCAACUCGUAUGGUUCACGAAGAGGAAAUGAUGCCGUGAUGGCACGUGGCACAUUUGCAAACAUCCGCUUGGUCAACAAAUUUGUUGGGCAAGCUGCACCAAGAACACUUCACAUUCCUUCAGAAGAUAUGAUGGACGUGUUUGAUGCUGCUGAACGCUACAGACAAGACAAAAUACCACUAAUAGCAUUGGUGGGUAAGGAUUAUGGCUCAGGUUCAUCAAGAGAUUGGGCUGCCAAAGGACCUUUCCUUCUUGGUUUGCGAGCUGUUAUAGCAGAGUCCUAUGAGCGUAUCCAUAGGUCCAACCUAGUUGGAAUGGGAAUAGUUCCUCUACAGUUCUUGGAAGGCCAGAAUGCUGAUACGUUAGGUCUGACUGGCAAGGAGAAAUACACAAUCAAGAUCCCACAGGAUAUUCGUCCUCUGCAAGAGUUGACAGUUGAGCUUGAUAAUGGAAGGAGUUUCCAGGUUAUUGUCAGGUUUGAUACAGAAGUAGAUCUUACAUACUUCCGACAUGGUGGAAUUUUGAACUACAUGAUACGAAGAAUAUUACAGUGAGCCACAAAAAGGAGAUUUAUAGCAUGACAUUCUGAAAUUUGGGUAUUUGUGGUGUACAAUUGACAAUUCCAUUGUCUUCCUUGCCUUAUGUGCGAGAAGAGAGGCAGUCAGAAGGUUCAUGAUGGAGAGACAUGCUUGGAGUUAUGUUGUUUUUGGAGGAUAGCAAUGAUUUUGCUUAAAACAUUCUUUUUUGUAAAAUGGAGUUGUGUUGUAAAAUAGGGUUUAUCUACUGUAAAUUAACUGUUAUAAAUAAAGGUUGGUCUAGGUUAAUCUUUUGUUAUACUUUUUUAUUUGGGGUCACAAAUUGUUAAUGCAGGGGUCUGUUGUCAUUAUGGCAGUGAGAAGAAUCUUGAGGAUUUUUAUACACAGGAAAAUCAGGCUUAGAAAGAGUGUUUAAUCAAUACUGAUUUAAAAGAUCAGUAUGGGUACUUCAAAAUGUGCUUUAUAUAUGUGCAAUGUUACCGAGAGAAAUGUUGCAAAUAAAAGUGCUUUUAUGUGGAAGA